UCGAAUACUUUUUUUUUUUUGUUAUUGCUCACCUCACACAUUCCAUUAUAACAUAAUGGCUACUCCAAUUCCACCUCCAUUUCCAUCACCACGCACCACUAUAAUACGACCAUCCUCCUCAGCUAUACGAGCUACUACUUCUGCCACAACCUCAAGGCGCUCUAGACCUCGCACUACAUCAAAUACAACUCUGCCCACAUUUCAAGACGACAACACAAAUAACAGUAACAACAAUGGCAGUGGUGGAAGCUUAAGUGGUGGUGCUAUUGCUGGACUCAUUGUUGGAUUACUUUUCAUUCUUGUUUGCUCUGUUGCCGGAGGUAUGUUUCUGCUCAAGAAGAGACGCAGGCGCAUGAUGGUCGCCGGCCGAGUUGCUCAGAAACCCAAAGGUCAAUAUGGUGGUAGCAGUAACGAUGAUAAUGAUGAUGAAAAGGGACGAGGAGGUGUCCCACAACUUCUCUCAAAUCUGAUUUCUAAAACGCGCAAGGCUAUCAAUAGAGAGCCUAAGGCAAAGGAUGCACCAACAGUGGCAGUGCCAGAUGUCCGAAACAUUACUCAAUUACAUCAAGCGCAGCUCAGAGCCAUGAACUCCCCGUCAAGUUCAGUCAGAGCAGGCUCUCCAGCAACAGGAAUGUUCCCACCACACAGUGGCUCCUCUUUUCCUACUCACCAGAGUGGCUCAUUACCACCAACGGGUCCUCUGCCUCUUCCCCCGCUCUAUCAAGCAACUGCUCAAAACUUUACCCAGCAACAGCCGCCAACAAGCAAUACACAGCCAGGAGAUAUAGCCAACACAACAAUCAUUGGGCAAACUGACCAUCACCAGCAUCAGCCGCAAUAUCAAUAUCAACAGCACCAUUACCAACCAUCAUACCAACAACAACCGCCCAGUGGAACGUUUGCCCAACACAUUAGUACCCCAGCCAGUCAACCCUAUUUUUACCAACCAGGUACUGGAUUAGUUUCUGUACCACUAUCCCUUCCUGUCCCCCAUCAUCAGCCGCCACUCCAGACUGCAUUCUUGCAACAACCUCCACAGCAACAGCCACUUCUUGCUCAGUCCCCCCAACCACAGUCAUACCAACCUAUACCAUCCAAUGUCAAUAAGAUAUACACUGCUUCCCCGACCUCUAUAACGCCACUAUCAGGGCAGCCUGUACAUCAGUACCAGCCUACUAUCGGACAGUGGCAAGCGUCUGCUUCUUUCCCUCCACCACCGCAAACCUCAUCUCCUACUGUUAUUCAACCUAAAUCAACAACCCCUGAUGCAUGUAACGUCUUCUUGCCAGGCGAUGCAUCCAGACCAUUACUAGGUCAGGGGCUGUUCAAGAUCGUACCAGAUGCUGAAGAUGAAGAAAUGACACAACAAGCAAUCACCGAGGAGAGGAUAGCAGUAUCAAAGUCUAUUGAUACCCCGAAUGAUAUUCAGCUCUUGCAGCUAAAUCUUGGCGAUGAGUUUUUGAAAUCGGUGAUGACCUUUGAAAACCAGGACCAACGCUUCCAGAAUCUUGAAGCCGAUCGAGCUGUAUCUCCAGUUCUACAUCCUUCAAACCAGAGUGAAGUAUAUCCUGAUAUGAGGAAUGCUCUGUCAGAUGGAAAAGGGCUUCAGAACGACAAGCAAGAAUUGAAUGAAUACUUUCACGAACAACAAGACGAACAACCGCCUAUAGUAAUUGUUGGAAGUGAUAUCGUAUUAGAACCACUGCCGAGUGCCAAAGCAGCUGCUAUGGCUGCCCGAGAGGCAGCAUCUAAUCCGAGCAUCACCCCCUCUGUAACAAAAGCUCCUAGUCAAGAAAGUCUUCGCCUUCAAAAGCCCAGUACUAUCGAGAAUGUAAAACCAAGUCUUCAUCGCAAGGCUACAAUAGGUGCCAUGUUGCCUACAAUGGGGACUGAGGAAUACCUUGAACGCACGGACGAUAAAGAAGAGUAUUCUUUUGGAUUGCAUGGCGACAGGCGCACAUUGGCGGGAUCGUCUCUGGAUUCGGCGCCUAUAACUCACCCUCCAACGAUGGUUUCUUUGGCAGAAGGAGCACAGGGUGAUAUCUUGAGUGUAGACGAGCCUGUUAUGGCUUCUUCCAUCUUCGUAGCUGGGGGUGCACCGCCGCCGCCCCUGAUCAGGUCAACCAAACCAAACGCCAAAAAAAGCAAUGCAUAGCUUCAUUCUAAGAAGGACAAUAAAUCAGUGCCCAUACUUAAUGCAAGUGUUAUUUAUGAGACAGCAUAACUCGUG
Lobosporangium transversale is the source of this 2230-nucleotide messenger RNA. RefSeq lists its product as hypothetical. The record is from RefSeq and is a predicted model, not a curated record. NCBI's taxonomy places the organism in Eukaryota, Fungi, Mortierellomycota, Mortierellomycetes, Mortierellales, Mortierellaceae. Bases 56 to 2155 code for a protein of 699 amino acids. The transcript has a single exon.